Messenger RNA from Anisakis simplex (herring worm), 1464 nucleotides. The record is from the annotation of a GenBank genome assembly. Lineage: Eukaryota; Metazoa; Nematoda; Chromadorea; Rhabditida; Anisakidae.
AUGACGCUGUAUAUAUUGCGAUUGCAAUCAUUAAUAGCAGAAAAGAAUGAGGAAGUUGCCAUGCAAAGUGCUGAAGUGGAGCGUUUGCUGCAGGAAGUGACUGCAAGAGAAUCGCACGAAAAAGCGUUGAAAGAUGAGAAUUUGGAUUUGCAUGAGCAACUGAACGAUGCGUUAGCGCAGCAUGAGCAGAUGACGGCUGAUUUUCUUGAACUGCAAGAACGAUACACAGAAGUGAUGAGCAUGCUGCAUGACACUGAAGAGGAACUGCGCACAUUCCGACAGAACCAGAAGUCGCAUCGUGCCGCAAGUUCGGAUUCAUUGUAUGAUUCAUUAGCUAGUGAACUCGAGGCAUCCGAUAGUGGCUUCUACAGUACUAUGAGCUCCGCGAGGUUCAACAUCCUCUUCAGAAGUGAAAGUGGUGGAGAAUAUGGAAGAACGGAUGUGAAACGACUUCACAUUGAGCUGGAACGGAUUCGCUGCAAGGAGCCAAAUGAACCUCUGAUGGAAGCUCCAUCUGUUGAACGAGUCGCCGUCGCUUCAGAAACCCGUUCGGUGGCUGUUUCAACUGAUCACCUUCAGCAACCAAUGCUAACUUCAGCAACUGCCCAGACUUCACCGGAUGGCCGGUUACGACAACCCUCACAUUGCAGUGACGACGUAGGCUCAUUUCAUAGACCUUCUUUUCACGGCAUCAACCUUAUCGCAAAUAACAGUCAUCACGUUUGGUCACCUCGUGAUGGCAUGCGUCGAUUGGGUCAUCGCAACUCGACAAGUUCAUCGACUAGUGGAGACACUUUGAGCAAGACUCCGUCGAGUGAUUCAUUAGCUGGCUAUGAAGGACCCAAAAUGGGUGAGCCUGGUAAACCGGGUACAAGAGAUUUGGAUUUUUCGAUUCGUAGAUUGAAUCUCAGGAAACAGGUUGAGCGCGAAUAUGCUCGUUUUAGACGGGAACGCGGUCUCUCACCACUAUGCAUUCCAUUCUUCCCACCACCCAUCCCAAAGAAGAAACGAGCGUCUGCAAUGUUGCGCAGUCAAUCGAUGCAACAAUCGAAUGAUUUUCUGAAUCGUGUUGUGCCCAAGCAUAGACCGAAUCUUUUGAAACCCUGGCAUAUUUUCUCGAACGUCGGUUUACUGGCCGCAAUUCGUGAUACGGUCUCACAGGGCGUUCUAACACGGUCAACAAUUCUGCAUAAUUCACCUAUGACACCGCCUUCAACUCCCCUCAUUUACAGGCGAUACACCAACGGUACUGCCGUUCGUCUUCAACAGCGACUCGCACCGAGAUCAGCGACAAGUUUGGUGGAUGCCCUCGGCUUGAGUGUUCCUCUGCAAAUGCCAAUCAUUUCGGAUCGAACGAAUACCAAUAAUAACUACAGCGCUUUUCGAACGAUAACGAAAUUAUCCGAUUUGAACGAGGCAAACAACAAUAACAGCAACACGUCAAUAAAGAGUGCUCCGUCUUGA